This is a messenger RNA of Rattus rattus (black rat), 2789 nucleotides long. RefSeq names its product microtubule associated protein 7 (gene Map7). Gene Ontology annotation, cellular component: microtubule cytoskeleton. Gene Ontology annotation, biological process: microtubule cytoskeleton organization. The transcript is spliced from 17 exons. NCBI's taxonomy places the organism in Eukaryota, Metazoa, Chordata, Mammalia, Rodentia, Muridae. The record is from RefSeq and is a predicted model, not a curated record.
GGCCCGAGUUGCCAAGUAGCUGGUAGUGUCUGUCAGCUGCUUGCACACUGUUUACCCACAGGGGAUCUGUUACAAGUGCUCAAAUGAACAGGCAGCUUAGGAACUAGCAGCUUCCUGGGAGCUGCAAUUACAUAAGCAUAUAUAUUUAAUAUAAUUGUGGGACAAGUAGCAGCGCUAUGCCUGGAUCAGCCACAGCUAUCCGACAAGACAGACUGAAGAAGACCCACGCGAGGACAAUUCCCCUCGUUCUGUUCACCAUUAAUGAGGAAGAUGAGCUGCAAAAGAAUGGAAAUUCCAGAAGACCCAAAGCGUCUGAUGGCUAUAAAAUACAAGGAAAGAGACCUGCCCCCAGCCGCCCCACUUCUACACUUUCAGGACAAAGUAGCAACCACUCAGGAAGUAAACCAGAUCCCCCACCUGUGCUACGGGUUGAUGACCGGCAGCGUCUGGCCAGAGAACGCCGUGAGGAACGAGAAAAACAGCUAGCUGCACGAGAAACCGUCUGGCUAGAGAGAGAAGAGCGAGCCCGGCAGCACUAUGAGAGGCACCUGGAGGCGCGGAAGAAAAAGCUGGAGGACCAGCGGCUGAAGGAGGAGCGGAGGAGAGCGGCGGUGGAGGAGAAGCGGAGACAGAGGCUGGAGGAGGACAAGGAGCGCCAUGAAGCUGUUGUUCGGCGGACGAUGGAAAGGAGCCAGAAGCCGAGGCAGAAGUAUAACCGGUGGUCGUGGGGAAGCCCUCUCCACGGGAGCUCUAGCAUUCACAGUGGAGAUCCAGACAGGCGGUCAGUUUCCACCAUGAAUCUUUCGAAACAUGUCGAUCCUGUCAUUAGCAAGCGGCUCUCGUCCUCAUCUGCGACUUUGCUAAACUCUCCAGAUAGAGCUCGCCGCCUGCAGCUCAGCCCCUGGGAGAGCAGCGUUGUUAGCAGACUUCUGACGCCCACACAUUCGUUCCUGGCCAGAAGCAAAAGCACAGCCACCUUGUCUGGAGACACAGCAUCUUGCAGCCCCAUCACCACGCCCUUCAAAACUGCACACUCUAGAAACCCAGUGGAUCGACCAAAACUCUUUAUAACGCCGGCCGAGGGCUCUGCGCGGAGGAGGACCAUUCACGGGAUAUCGAGCUAUAAAAGAGAACGAGAACACAUUCCCUUCCACGUUUCCCCUGGUGUCCGAAGGACUCUGUCUCCAUCUAAUCUCAAGGCGAGAUCCCCAGCUCCAGCCCGCCUUUGGCCCCCAUCCAAGUCCAUGCCUCAUCUGCCCGGGAUACCCCGACCGGCAUCCUCCUUGACUCCUGGCCCCGUCAGAGCUGCUGCUUCUUCCUCGUCUCCUGGCAACAUCCGCCCUGUCAAGAGAGAAGUGAAAGUGGAGCCUGAGAAAAAAGACCCCGAGAAGAAAGUGGCCAGUGACCCCACAAUAAAGGGCAGGGUGCCAUUAGUGAAGGUGGAGGAGGUCACAGUUGAAGAGAGGACACCCGUGAAGCCACCUGACCCUGGUAAGAAUGGACCGGCUGGUGCUGGCGUGUGAGCCCCUGUACCAGCCCCCAAUCCAGCUACGGACCCAGCCCCAGCACCACCAUCACCAUCCUCUGUGAGUGUCGGUGUAGUUCCUAAGACUUCUGCAGGCACCACUGACCCAGAAGAGGCUACGAGGCUGCUGGCUGAGAAGAGGCGUCUAGCCAGAGAGCAAAGGGAGAAGGAAGAACGGGAGAGGAAGGAGAAGGAAGAGCUGGAGAGACAAAAGAGAGAGGAAUUGGCGCGAAGGGUGGCUGAAGAGCGAAGUCGCAGGGAAGAGGAAGCGCGCAGGCUGGAAGCUGAGCAGGCGCGCAAGAGAGAGGAGCUGGCGCUGCGUCUGGCUGAAGAGGAGCGGGAGCGGUGGGAGAGGGAGGAGGUGGAGCGCGUGCAGAAGCAGAAAGAAGAAGAAGCCCGAGCCCGGGAGGAGGCAGAGAAGGCUCGGCAGGAACGAGAGAAACAUUUUCAGAAAGAAGAGCAGGAGCGCCUGGAGAGGAAGAAGCGACUUGAAGAGAUCAUGAGAAGAACCAGGAGGACAGAGACAGCGGAUAAGAAAACCACUGGGCAAAGCAAUGGUGACAUAGUCAAAGGAGUUCUCGCCGGGGAGACAGAGGUGUCUGCCCUGCCAGGUGUGAACUCUCCAGGACAUGUCGGGUCUGCAGACAGCACACAUGGAGUGGCUUUGCAGCAAUCAAAAGUGACCACAGAGAGUUCUCCAGAUUUGGAGAAGCAGCCAAAUGAAAAUGGAAUGUCCACACAAAAUGAAAAUUUUGAAGAAAUUAUAAACUUACCUGUUGGAUCAAAAGCGUCCAGAUUAGACGUCACCAACGAGAGCCCAGAAAUUCCCUUGAAACCAAUUUUGGCCUUUAAUGACGAAGGGACACUUGGGCCCCUACCUCAGGUGGAUGGUGUGCAGACACAACAGACCACAGGUGAGCUAGCUGCCGACUGCUUUCUCUGAUCCAUCAGAACUGAUACCCGAGAGAGGAUGAGUGGUGGUUUUGUCCUUUGAGGGAACAAGAAAGCCAUUGUCGAAAAAAUGGUGCAUGAUCAUGGAUUGAAUUUUAAGGUGCUCUGGGCAACUUCUAGGCCCUUCCUGCCUUCCUCCCAUUCAGUCUCAGGCACCCCCAGCCUUGUCCAGCAGCACUGGUGCCAGCACCAGAGAGGCUCCAUGUGGAAUAGACUCCUGGGCCAGCUUCACUGGCAGUGAUUGAGUUUGUCCGUCUUCCGUGGGCCGUCGAUUAUAGACUGCCUUCAGUUUGGGUUCUCUUGCCAUUUCUCU